Messenger RNA from Argentina anserina (silverweed cinquefoil), 1180 nucleotides. Its product is annotated as protein disulfide isomerase pTAC5, chloroplastic. The record is from RefSeq and is a predicted model, not a curated record. Gene Ontology annotation, molecular function: protein disulfide isomerase activity. NCBI's taxonomy places the organism in Eukaryota, Viridiplantae, Streptophyta, Magnoliopsida, Rosales, Rosaceae. Gene Ontology annotation, cellular component: chloroplast. The transcript has 6 exons. Gene Ontology annotation, biological process: chloroplast organization. Bases 33 to 1064 code for a protein of 343 amino acids.
CACUUUCAGCUUCAGCAGUUGAGUUUGCUCCAAUGUCUUGUUCUUCUCUGACUCUGUUUCUUCACCCUCCUCGCCUGAGCCACCUCAAACCCCACCUCUACUCUCUCACCUCUUCCACCCUCACCUACAAAUCCCACAUUUGCUUCUGCUCCACCUCCGAAGACGCCCGCUGGCUCCGCGAAGAGCAGCGCUGGCUGCGCGAGGAGCAGCGCUGGCUCCGCGAAGAGCAGCGGUGGGCGCGUGACCGCGACUCUCUCCUCCGCGAAAUCGCCGACCUCAAGCUCAAACUCCAGGCUCUCCAGGCCGGCGCUUCCUCCGAGAACAUCGCCAACAUCGCCGGGCUUCUGCAGUCCUUGAAGGAGAAGAACCAGAUUGCCGAGAGGGGGUCUACUUCGAGACCCCUGGAGUUGGAGGACGAUCAGGUCAAGGAGGUCUUCACUGUUUCCGAGGUGAAGAAGAAGACUACACACGAGUCUCUGAGGAAGGGAUCCGAAGGAGAACGUGUUCGAGAAAUGCAGGAAGCAUUGCUGAAAUGGGGGUUUUACUCGGGUGAAGAAGACAUGGAAUUUUCCAAUUUCUCAAGCGGGACAGAACGGGCUAUCAAGACUUGGCAAGCCUCAAUAGGUCUCCCCGAAGAUGGAAUAAUGACUGAAGAGCUUCUUGAAAGAUUAUAUAAUGACCCACAAGCCGAGAGUGCUGUUGUUACAAAGGAAGAUGCAAAUGGAGCUGCAGGUACGUCUGUAACAGAAAUCUCAGAGGUGAAGCAAAUAGUAUUGAAAGAAGAUGCUGCAGAGCUAGAUGAAUCUUACCAUCGAGUUUUUCUUCUAGGAGAAAACCGCUGGGAAGAACCGUCAAGACUAAACAGGAAUAAGGGGAAUGAAGCCAACACAACAAAGUGCCUUACUUGCCGUGGGGAGGGUCGCUUACUGUGCUCAGAAUGUGAUGGAACUGGUGAACCUAACAUUGAGGAACAGCAGUUCUUGGAAUGGAUAGAUGAAGGAGCAAAGUGUCCAUACUGUGAAGGUCUUGGCUUUACAGUCUGCGAUGUAUGUGGAGGGAAAUAGUAGACUAUAUGAUAUAGGCUUCCAUACAUGUACAGUUUUAUGCUAUAGUGCAUGUAACUGGUUGGUCCUGUAAUGAUAAUAGUGCAUAAAUGUACUGCAGUUGUUGCAAAUGCAAU